Messenger RNA from Paramuricea clavata, 408 nucleotides. NCBI's taxonomy places the organism in Eukaryota, Metazoa, Cnidaria, Anthozoa, Malacalcyonacea, Plexauridae. The record is from the annotation of a GenBank genome assembly.
AUGCAAUGGAUCCGAUGGAUCCAAUGGAUCCAAUGGAUGCGAUGGAUCCAAUGGAUGCGAUGGAUCCAAUGGAUCCAAUGGAUGCGAUGGAUGGAUCCAAUGGAUGCGAUGGAUGCGAUGGAUCCAAUGGAUGCGAUGGAUCCAAUGGAUGCGAUGGAUCCAAUGGAUGCGAUGGAUCCAAUGGAUCCAAUAGAUGCGAUGGAUCCAAUGGAUGCGAUGGAUCCAAUGGAUGCGAUGGAUCCAAUGGAUGCGAUGGAUCCAAUGGAUGCGAUGGAUCCGAUGGAUCCAAUGGAUGCGAUGGAUCCAAUGGAUGCGAUGGAUCCAAUGGAUCCAUCGGAUCCAUCCAUCGCAUCCAUUGGAUCCUUUGGAUCCAUCGCAUCCAUUGGAUCCUUUUUUUUUUAUAAAUAA